Meloidogyne enterolobii is the source of this 1616-nucleotide messenger RNA. NCBI's taxonomy places the organism in Eukaryota, Metazoa, Nematoda, Chromadorea, Rhabditida, Meloidogynidae. The record is from the annotation of a GenBank genome assembly.
UUAUUUUGUUUCAGCUUUCUUUUCUUAAAAAAUUUUUCUUGAAGUAUCAGCCCAUUUUUCUUUUUGUGAUUUCUUUUAGUAUUUUUAUAUUUAAGUUGUCGAUUUUUGUUUUUUAUUUGAAAAUAGCAAUGAUGAAUGGUAGCCGAGCUUUGAGAAUUUUGACAGCCUGUUAUUCGCGAAAUCUAAGAUUGCGUCAACGAUUUUCUACACAUCAGGUUUUACAUUUUCGUUUGGCCAUUGUUCGACCAAAUACCGGUUUUCGCUACUUACAUUUGACUUCUAAACGAUUGGACUACCCAGACCAUUCCAAAAUAACAUUCCCUGCACUGAGUCCAACAAUGGAGAUGGGUACAAUUGUUUCUUGGCAAAAGAAGGAAGGCGAUCAACUUAGCGAGGGUGAUUUAAUGUGUGAAAUUGAGACGGAUAAAGCGACGAUGGGAUUUGAGGCACCAGAAGAGGGUUACUUGGCUAAAAUCAUUCUUCCAGAAGGUUCAAAAGAUGUCCCUGUUGGAAAGCUUCUCUGUAUUAUUGUUCAAGACAAAAAUGAUGUUGCCGCAUUUAAAGAAUUUUCUGCCGAUGAAAGUGUGGCUGCUCCGACUCCGCCUGCCAGCGCUCCAGCUGCUCAGGAAUCGACAAAACAAGCUCCUGCAGUCCAAUCUCCAACUCAACCUCCUCCUGAAACUAUGGCCAAAGGAGAUCGAUUAAAAGCGUCACCUUUAGCAAAGAAACUUGCUGGGGAGCAAGGAAUUGAUUUGAGUUCUUUUCCUGGUUCUGGUCCCGGAGGGCGUAUUUUGGCUGCAGAUUUGUCACAAGCCUCUGCACAAGCUCCAAUACCCAGUGGCGCUCCUACUGCUGAAUAUACCGAUAUUCCUUUGUCAAAUAUGCGUAAAACAAUUGCUAAACGUCUUGCAGAAGCAAAGUCAACAAUUCCACAUUAUUAUCUUACAUCUGAAUUGUAUAUUGACAAAUUAAUGGAUGUUCGAAAGAAGCUCAACGCCUUAUUAGAAAAAGAAGCAAAGAAGACUGGCGAAAAGCCACAAAAGCUUUCUAUAAAUGAUUUUAUUAUCAAAGCUUCUGCUUUGUCCUGUCUUCGCGUUCCCGAAGCAAAUUCUUCUUUUAUGGGAAGUUUUAUUCGAGAACAUUUGGGUGUUGACGUUUCUGUUGCGGUUAGUACUCCUUCUGGACUUAUAACGCCAAUUAUAUUUGAUGCACAUACAAAAGGUGUUGCAACUAUUGGAUAUGAAAUUGGAUUACUUGCUGCUAAAGCAAGGGAUGGAAAAUUACAGCCACACGAGUUUCAGGGUGGCACAUUUACCGUUUCUAAUCUUGGCAUGUUUGGCAGCGUUGACCACUUCACUGCUAUAAUAAAUCCACCGCAAUCGUGUAUUCUUGCGAUUGGUGCUGCUAGACGUAAACUUGUGCCCGCUGAAGAAGAAAGCAGUGAAGAAAAGUAUCGAGCAGUAACUUCACUCCAAGUAACUCUCAGUUGUGAUCACCGAGUUGUAGAUGGCGCAGUUGGUGCAGUUUGGUUACAACAUUUUAAACGGUUUAUGGAGGAGCCUAUUACAAUGAUUCUUUGGGGGACCGCGGGAAUGGAUAAAAAGAGAGGGGAUUAG